UGGGGGGAGAAGGGGGUAGGGAAAGCCGCCCCCAGGUUUGGUUGAGGCCGGCGGUAUAAAAUCAUCGGGUGGAAAAUUCUCUGGUUUUUCCUUUCCCCCCACCCCCCCUUCAUUCCAUCGUCCUCCUCCACCGGCCGACAUCCGCUGCCCUUCCCCCUGUCCCUCUCUGAGGGAAUUACCCCCUCCUUCCCUUCGAGCUGCUGACUCCGCCAUGGCUCCUCACAAACACGGAGGGGGGAAAAAUGCUGUAAGGAAGCCCAAGAUUGACCAAAUCCAGGCCGACCACGAGCUUUUCUUGCAGGCCUUCGAGAAGCCAACUCAAAUUUACAGAUUUCUCCGAACCAGAAACCUCAUAGCACCCAUCUUUUUGCACAGAACUCUUACGUACAUGUCACACCGGUUAUCAAGAACAAAUGCCAAAAGGAAAACCUUUAAAGUGAAUGAUAUGCUGGCCAAAGUAGAGAAGAUGAGGGGAGAGCAGGAAUCUCCCAGUUUGACAGCUCAUCUGCAACUUACUUUUACUGGUUUCUUCCAUAAAAAUGAAAAGCCAUCUCAAAACUCGGAGAACGAACAAAACUCUGUAUCCCUGGAGGUGCUACUUGUUAAAGUCUGUCAUAAAAAACGUAAGGAUGUUAGUUGUCCUAUCAAGCAAGUGCCUACAGGUAAAAAGCAGGUGCCUUUGAACCCAGACAACAGCCAGGCCAAACCAGGCAACUGUCCUUCCCUAGCAGUCCCCAGCAACGAGUUUGAGCCCAGCAACAGCCAUAUGGUAAAAUCCUAUUCGUUGUUGUUCAGAGUGACCCGUCCAGGUAGAAGGGAAAUGAAUGGACUAACCAAUGGAGAGAUUAAUGAAAAUAUUGAAGUAACAGACGAGAUUCCUAGUAGGCGCAAGCGUAAUUCGUCUCACAAAGAUGAUGGGGAGAAAACAUUUGUUGCUCAGAUGACCGUCUUUGAUAAGAAUAGGAGGUUGCAGCUGCUUGACGGGGAGUAUGAAGUAGCCAUGCAAGAAAUGGAUGAAUGCCCUGUUAGCAAGAAAAGAGCAACAUGGGAAACUAUUCUGGAUGGGAAGCGGUUACAUCCUUUUGAAACCUUUUCUCAGGGUCCUACACUCCAGUUCACCCUUCGAUGGACAGGAGAUGCGGUGGAUAGAUCCACAGCUCCAGUUGCUAAGCCUCUUUCAACUCGCAAUACAGAUAUCCCAGUUGCAGAGACCAAGCUCAACUCGGUGAAACCAGCACAGACCCUCGCCGUAAAAGAUUCUGUGACGACUGAACUUCAAAAUAAAAAGGAGCAAGUUUCAGUGGAGCCACGACAGAAAUUAAGGAUAUUUUAUCAGUUUCUUUACAACAACAACACACGCCAGCAAACUGAAGCUAGAGAUGAUUUGCACUGUCCUUGGUGCACAUUGAACUGUCGGAAGUUGUACAGCCUGCUUAAACACCUCAAGCUUUGCCAUAGCAGAUUUAUCUUCAAUUAUGUGCCUCAUCCUAAAGGUGCUAGGAUAGACGUAUCUAUCAAUGAGUGUUAUGACGGCUCUUAUGCAGGAAAUCCUCAGGAUAUUCACUCCCAGCCUGGGUUUGCCUUUAGCCGCAAUGGUCCUGUGAAAAGGACGCCAGUGACUCACAUAUUAGUCUGCAGGCCAAAACGCACAAAACCCAGUCUCUCUGAGUUCUUGGAGUCUGAAGAUGGGGAAGUGGAGCAACAGCGGACCUACAUCAGUGGCCACAACCGACUUUAUUUCCAUAGUGACACUUGUCUGCCGCUCCGGCCACAGGAGAUGGAUGUGGACAGUGAGGAUGAAAAGGAUCCUGAGUGGCUGAGAGAGAAAACCAUUACACAAAUCGAUGAGUUCACUGAUGUUAAUGAAGGAGAGAAAGAAGUAAUGAAACUGUGGAAUCUGCACGUUAUGAAGCAUGGGUUCAUUGCUGACAAUCAGAUGCAUCAAUCCUGCCUGCUCUUUGUAGAGACUUGUGGACCAAGAAUAAUUGAGAAAAACCUUUGUCGGAACUUUCUGCUUCAUUUAGUUAGCAUGCACGACUUCAACCUGAUUAAUUUAAACACCAUAGAUAAAGUAAUGGCCAGGCUCAAUGAGCUGCAACAGAAGCUGCAAAGAGAUUCUGCUUUAAAACUGAGACAGGAGCCCAUGGACGAGAGUCGGCCAAACAGUGACGACAGUGGUACGGGCAUGAGAGACAGAAAUUCAAGCACUGACAGUCUCUCUUCGGGAAUUACCAAACACAGCAAAAGGCACAAGCUCUGAAAUGAAACAUUUGUCCUAUUUUUUUAAUCCCUCCCCCUUCAUGGACCCUCAUCCCAACUUGACCCUUUCUCAGCCUGGGCACAGUGGACAGUCACUGAAGAAAGAAGGGGCAAAACAAGAUUGAUCCAUAAAUGUUGCAGCUGAAAUCUGCAGAAGAUCCAAGUGGACAAUGGGUUAAUUGGUAACAGUGAAACAAGACAACAGUGUUGUAUUAAGAUUCUUUAUUCUUGUAAAUGUUGGUUUUGAAUUAAUUUAGCUGAUGGAGUACAAUUUAAAAAGACAUUGCAUUCGCCACAGUAACCUGAACAUGUACAGUUCAGCUAGCUGCAGAUGUUUUCUUUGUGCAAAAAUCAUUCUUUCUAGAAAAAUUUUUUUGGCUCAAAACCAAAUCUUUCAUACCAUCCAUAUGGCAGUUUUAAAAAAAAAAUUGUUUUAAAUCAAAGUUGUUUUUGUCAAAGGAAUCUCAAAAGGAUAGGGUUUCACUUUACAUUCUCCAUUUUUUAAAACAAGCAUGUUCUUUAGAUGAAGUAUACAAUAUAAAACCAUGAGUGUAAUGAAAACCUUUCUGCUUAAAAAAGAAAAGUGCAAUUUAAAUGGACAAAGUUUGCGUGUGUAUAUCUCUCGGUCUUGAUCUUGCGACACAGAAGUAGCACUUCUCUGUUCCUGUUUAGAAUUUUUUGUGUCUGUUUAAUAGUAUGUUUGAAAUGACAUCUCUACCCUUUCUCGCUCUUUAUCCACGCACCUCUUUGAAGUUAGUGUCUGUUCUAACUGAAAUAUGUUUAUUUUGCUUACUGUCUAGCCAGACUUGUGUGCACGCAUGGUUGAUGUGCUUUAUUUGUAAUGUUGCUCUUUUCAAUGGCAUGCAAGCGAUUGAGUUUUUUUUGCUGUGUUUCACCAAUGCUAUGUUCUGAAUAUAUUAAGGCUGUCUUAUCGACAGCCACUUUGAAAAACUACGAACAGGAGAGGAGUAGUUGGGGUAGUCGCCUGAGUAUUGGUGCUGCCAUUCCAGUUGGCUGUGGGGUGGCAGUGCACAGCAAGGCUGGACUAGGAAUACUUAUCUACUCUUCUUGCAAUAUUCUGAGACUCUUGCUUUCCUGUUAUCAACACACCAUGUAUUUAUUGCAAUAGACACUUAAAAAGUAAUGACCGGAAGGUAUGUAAUUUACGCAAUGUUUUGCCACAUUAGAGUGCACAGUCAUUUGUGCCGGUAGAACACAUUUUGGAGUAAUGUAAAUGUUUACAGUUUUUUUCCAAUGGAAAGUGAUUUUUCACUACUGGUGCAGUACCAGGGAUGCAGGUUUUUAAACUUAGUAAGCACUGUGGACCGAUUCACAUUAUCACCUCGGGUGUUUAUUUUUUAAAACUUCCUUAAAAUGUGCAUAUUUUUCUUUCUUAAAAAAAAAUAUUUAAAAUGAGGGGGAGGGGGCUUCUGUUUAAACAGUUUACUUUGAGCUACAGACUUUUUUGACUCUACUUGAGUCACCAAUUUUUUCCAGCGGUAAGUGCAUUUCUGUGAAAUUUUUUAGACUGUUUUUCCCUUUUUUUAAUCUAGUGUCUGUAUAGCCUGUGCAUAUCUUGUCUGUGGCUUUGAUCUGCUAAUGCUGUGCACGUGUAAAUUAGAAUUUUUUUUGUAAUAUGGUUGGGGUGCUGUAGUGUUUUCCUGCUGCUAAUGUUUCUUUCUUAGCAAAGUAAUUCCACUUUCCUGCUACAGAUGGUUGGCAUGGUCUGCACAGUUUGACAGCUCGAGAUUUUGAAUUAACGCUGGAAAUUUUGGAUUUCAUGAAAUUUCACACUGACUUUUUAAAAAAAAAACAAGCCCGCACUUUCCUGUCAACUUUUGUAACCAAACUGGUCAUUGAAAUGUUAAUGGGUUUUUCUAUUUAAAAAAAUAAAAAUAAGACAUUUUUCCUA
Molecule: messenger RNA, 4171 nt
Organism: Stegostoma tigrinum
Lineage: Eukaryota; Metazoa; Chordata; Chondrichthyes; Orectolobiformes; Stegostomatidae
Gene: suz12b
Product: SUZ12 polycomb repressive complex 2 subunit b
Exons: 16
Coding region: 212-2260 (682 amino acids)
Cellular component (GO): nucleus; ESC/E(Z) complex
Molecular function (GO): chromatin DNA binding
Source: RefSeq, a predicted model, not a curated record